AUGGCUCAACCACAAUCAACUUCAUCGGAUAACCCUUCUUCAGCAACCAACAAGGCGUCUGUCUCUAGCCAUCUCACACAAGUUGCUCCCGAGCACUCCGCUAAUGCCAGCAACAAAGACGACCCACACCAUGUAAAGUCACCACUACCCAAUCGUCCAGCUUCAAGAGCAGGUUCGCUUAAAGGUCGCAAGGGUGGGUUCCUGUCGCUCUUGUUCUGUUGUACAUUUGGUGCUGGUUCCUUGCUAGACAACAGCGACAAAUCAUCGAUAUGGCAUCGCAACAAAAAACGCUAUAGUCGAGGCAGUACAACCAUGACUUGCAGUACUUCCGAGAAGGAUAACUUUCCUACAAAGAUCGUCACCGAAAUCGAAGAGGAUGCGUCGCGGUCUAUUGCUUCUCCUCAAACGCCCAAGGAUGAAGUUGUAUGGCUGCUGCCGCCCUUGGCUGAAGAACACACAGGGCGCAAGUGCUUGGUAUUAGAUUUGGAUGAGACUUUGGUACACAGUUCUUUCAAGGUUAUCCCAAAUCCAGAUUUCAUUGUACCAGUGGAAAUUGAUAACCAGUACCACAACGUCUAUGUGCUCAAGCGACCUGGCGUGGACGAGUUUAUGCGUAAAAUGGGAGAAAUGUAUGAGAUUGUGGUGUUCACUGCAAGCUUAUCCAAGUAUGCGGAUCCUGUUCUCGAUAAGCUCGAUAUACACAAAGUGGUCAAACAUCGACUCUUCCGUGAAUCUUGCUUUAACCACAUGGGAACCUAUGUCAAGGACCUUUCCCAACUUGGACGAGAGCUUUCACAAACAAUGAUUCUUGAUAAUUCGCCAGCAAGUUACAUCUUCCAUACAGCAAAUGCUGUUCCUGUUUCAACCUGGUUCAAUGAUCCACAUGAUACCGAGCUGACCGACCUAGUGAUGUUCCUAGAAGAUUUGACAACCGUGGAUGAUGUUACAAUGAUCUUGGACAACACACUUGGAAGCGUCGAUGAAAACGAGUUGACCAUCUCAAGGUGA
Molecule: messenger RNA, 1008 nt
Organism: Lichtheimia ornata
Lineage: Eukaryota; Fungi; Mucoromycota; Mucoromycetes; Mucorales; Lichtheimiaceae
Exons: 6
Coding region: 1-1008 (335 amino acids)
Cellular component (GO): plasma membrane
Molecular function (GO): phosphoprotein phosphatase activity
Source: RefSeq, a predicted model, not a curated record